AUUAAAAAAUAAUAAGAAAUAGACCGAAGUAUUCAGUUCCAACCAUGUCUACAGACCUUAUCAUUUCUCGCAAUGUCUGCACUUUACUCAACCGAAAACCGUCAACUCCCCGCCACAUUUUAUCUCCUACUAGUAAAACAUCCGUCAAAUGUCGCCUCAAAACGGUGUCGGAGCUGCAGACGGAGGUGGAAGUGACCGGAAAAACCAGUGAUCAGUCUCCUUCAAUUCCCGUCCAUAAAGUCACCGUUCAUGACAGACAACGAGGUGUCUCUCAUGAGUUUCUUGUUCCUGAGGACCAAUACAUAUUGCAUACUGGUGAAUCAUACAAUAUUACACUUCCAUUUGCUUGCAGGCACGGUUGUUGUACUAGCUGUGCUGUACGUGUAAAAUCUGGAGAAAUUAGACAACCUGAAGCGUUAGGGAUAUCGGCUGAGCUUAAAUCCAAGGGAUAUGCACUUCUUUGUGUAGGUUACCCAUCUUCUGAUCUCGAAGUAGAAACACAAGAUGAGGAUGAGGUGUAUUGGCUUCAGUUUGGAAGAUAUUUUGCCCGAGGACCGAUUGAAAGAGAUGAUUAUGCCUUGGAGUUGGCCAUGGGUGAUGAGUAAGCAUUGUUGCACAUUCACGGAACUAAAAGUGAGAUCAAUCUAGUCUAGUAUGCGGAUUGUUUUGAACUUCCCUUUACUCUUCAUUCCGACUCUUCUUUUGUGUCUGCUGAUUUCAGCUUAACAUACACCACGGUCCAUAAGUAAGUAGCUUGAAUGGGGUGUAGGACAUGUAGUAGCUCUCUUGUGAAUUCAUGUAUGUAUUAAUCCUGUUCAUUAUUUGCGAGCAUUUCACUCUUCA
This is a messenger RNA of Mercurialis annua (annual mercury), 843 nucleotides long. RefSeq names its product ferredoxin C 2, chloroplastic. Bases 45 to 605 code for a protein of 186 amino acids. The transcript is spliced from 6 exons. The record is from RefSeq and is a predicted model, not a curated record. Lineage: Eukaryota; Viridiplantae; Streptophyta; Magnoliopsida; Malpighiales; Euphorbiaceae. Gene Ontology annotation, molecular function: iron-sulfur cluster binding.